Molecule: messenger RNA, 1369 nt
Organism: Cokeromyces recurvatus
Lineage: Eukaryota; Fungi; Mucoromycota; Mucoromycetes; Mucorales; Mucoraceae
Exons: 2
Coding region: 266-895 (209 amino acids)
Source: RefSeq, a predicted model, not a curated record
AGAAAAGAAAACCUUUUUUUUGGGAUAAAAGGGAAAAUGUUGAAGUGUAUGUAUAAGUGAUGAUAAUUAACUAUCAGAAAAUCAAAUUACAGAAUACAGUCAUUCUAAUGCCAAAGGACGGUUUUUUUUCUAAAAAAAAAUAAAGGGGGGGGAGGAGUAAAUUUUUUUAGAGGACGGGUUUUUUUUUUCUCAAAAGGCUGUUUUUAAUUAUCCAAAAGGCGGGUUUUUUUUUCUCAAAGUUCGUUUUUUUUUUACAAGAUAUAAGAUGACCACUCGUUUUUACUAUGAAGACGGUCAAGGUAGAAUGAUUGAUGAGCAAGGAAACGAUGCUAUAGACUGGGUUGAGAAAGUCACACCUUUCUAUUUAGAAACUUUAACUCGUAUAAGAGAGUACUGUGAAAAGCAAGAAGAUGAACAGUUAUCAUCUCAAGAGGACCUAAAAAAUCUUGAUAUUGAUAUGGAAGAUGUUGUAGCCACAAUUAAAAAGCAAACAAAAAGUUAUCAAAGACACCCUAAUGAGCAAAAGCUUCUAUUUGUAAACUCAAGAAGGAAUAUUUUUGAGAAGCAGACCAAUUUGGUUAAUAGACCAAAAUCACAAUUGGAUGAUAGACAAAAGCUUCACCUUCUCGACUUUUACCACAACUGGUCACAGGCACGAAUCGUUGAUGCAAUGGACUCCCUCACACAAAAACACUCUAAUCUCAGUGUGAAGAAGAGCACUGUCCAUAACUUUCUGAAAACUGAAUGCAGUCUUUCCUUCAAAAAGCUGACAACUCAAACAGUUGCUAAUGCUAGAAAUAAUCCAACCAAAAUCCAAGAUCGCAAGGAUUGGGUUAUUAAGUGCAGUGCAACGGAUAUGAACUAUUUGGAAAAUAAUACGUGUGUUUUUUGUUGAUGAGUCUGGGUUUAAUAUCAACAUGAGGUCACCUAGUUGGAUGGUCAUUGAAAAGGAAAACCAGCUUGUUACAGACACUCAUACCGGCAGAGCUGUUUCUCACACUGUAUUAGGUGCUAUCACGACAAAGUUUGUUGUUUCAAUGGAACUUUGAAAUCCCCAAGAAGAAACUUCAAAACGAAUCAAAAUUGACUUCAGUAAUCGUAAAAGGAAAGCACCAGGUCAAACCGAGAAGCCAACUUCAAAAGGCACUAUCACUAGUCAUUAUGUGAAGUUUCUUGAAAAAACCCAGGAUGAGAUGGAUUGUUUUCCCGAGCUAAAAGGCUACUAUGUUGUAAUGGAUAAUGCACCCAUUCAUACAGCGGGCCAAAUUGAUUAAAUGGUAGCUGCAAGAGGCUACAGGAGUAUCUAUCUUCCUCCUUACUCUCCUGAGCUUAAUCCAAUAGAGCAGUUUUGGUCAAUUGUCAAAAAUAA